Molecule: messenger RNA, 5095 nt
Organism: Leptopilina boulardi
Lineage: Eukaryota; Metazoa; Arthropoda; Insecta; Hymenoptera; Figitidae
Gene: Iml1
Product: GATOR complex protein Iml1
Exons: 25
Coding region: 277-4992 (1571 amino acids)
Biological process (GO): intracellular signal transduction; negative regulation of TORC1 signaling; positive regulation of autophagy
Cellular component (GO): GATOR1 complex; lysosomal membrane
Molecular function (GO): GTPase activator activity
Source: RefSeq, a predicted model, not a curated record
GUGAAGAAAUGUCAUCAUCGUAUAUUAGUGAUAUGUGAAAUGUGAUUUAUUUAUUUAAUUAUUAUUGUACAAGUAAUAAAACUAAAUAGAGAUUAAGAAAAACGUUAAAUGAGAUUAAAUAUCGAAUUUCUUAAAACUUGUUUUUCUAGAUAUUCACGAAUAAAUGCAUAAUUUAACAGACGCCUUUGUUCCAGUUUGUACUCUUUAUUAUUUAAAUCAACAAUAAAUAAGGAAAACAAUUAAAUCAAUAAUAGAAAAAAAAAGAAUGGGCUGAAAAUGAAACUUUUUAAAUUAAUUGUACAUCAAAAGAACUUCAGUGGAGAAGAUUUGAUAAUAAAUCCUAAGGAUUAUCCGGGAAUUAAAACAGGAGAUGUUGUUGAAAUCUAUCAUCCCGAAGAUGAGUUUAGUCGAUUAUUAUUGCAAGUCACUUCUUUUAAAGAGGACUUGCAAAGUCGUGAGACAAUUAGCGUGGAAAAUAAUGUAGCAACCAUGUUUCAAUUACGAACAUUUGCUGAUGUUUAUAUGAAUAUUGUUAAUCCCGACGAUGUUGCUCUUGAUUCUGUCGAGCUUACAUUCAAAGAUCAAUAUAUGGGUCGCAGUGAAAUGUGGAGAUUAAAAAAUAGUUUGGUAAACACGUGUGUAUAUACAAAUAAAAAAAUUGAAUUUUGCGGAGGAAGUAUAAGAUGUCAAGUUCAUGAAAUGUGGUCACAAGGUGAUCGUGUUGCUUGUGGUGUAAUCACUGAUGACACAAAGGUUGUUUUUCGCUCAUCGACAAGUAUGGUGUAUCUUUUUAUUCAAAUGAGUUCGGAAAUGUGGGAUUUUGAUAUUCAUGGCGAUCUUUAUUUCGAGAAGGCAGUAAAUGGUUUUCUUGCUGAUUUAUUUCAAAAAUGGAAGAAAAAUGGUAGCAAUCAUGAAGUGACUAUUGUUUUAUUUUCAAGAACCUUUUACAAUGCAAAUUCUUUGGAAGAAUUUCCAAAUCAUAUGCGAGAAUGUUUACAACACGAUUAUCGUGGUCGAUUUUAUGAGGAUUUUUAUCGUGUUGCCGUACAAAAUGAAAGAUACGAAGAUUGGAGUAAUGUUUUAGUACAAUUACGUAAAUUAUUUACAGAUUAUCAAAAAAUUGUUUUGGAAUAUCAUCAAAAAUCAGGGGUCCCUGUACCAAAAGCGACAAAUUCGACAGCGGCACAGGGAAAUUUUUUAGAAGUUCUCAAUAUGUCUCUCAAUGUGUUUGAGAAACAUUAUCUAGAUCGUAGUUUUGAUAGAACUGGACAAUUGUCUGUUGUUAUAACUCCAGGAGUAGGAGUUUUUGAAGUUGAUCGAGAAUUGACAAACGUUACAAAGCAGAGAAUUAUUGAUAAUGGAGUUGGCAGUGAUUUAGUUUGCGUUGGCGAACAACCUCUACAUGCAGUUCCUCUUUUAAAGUUUCAUAAUAAGGAUACAUCGAUAAAAGUUCCUGAUGACUAUAGCAUGCCUCAUUGGAUUAAUCUUAGUUUCUAUUCAACGAACAAGAAAAUUCCACAUUCGACUUUUAUACCACGAAUUAAACUCCCUCCGAAAGUUUCAAAACAACCGAAUGAAAAUGAAAAAUUAAUGACAAAAAAAUUAUUACAUCAAGAUUCAAAAGAAUGCCUUCAUAAUACUCUUUUUGAUUACGAUGCCUAUGAUGCUCAAGUUUUUCAAUUGCCUCCAAUCCAUACUUCUAGUUUGCAAAGAGUAUCGAAUAGAACAAAAAAAACGAGCGUUGCUUGUUUAGAAACACCGAACAAUUUACAGGCAUUAAAAUUAUUAAAAAGAAAAAUGUCCGAUCCUGAUAUUCAUCAUCCACCACCAGAAUUGUCAUCACCAACAUUGCUUUCCAGUAAAAGUGCAGCUAUUUCGAUUCCACAUCGAAACGAAGAAGUAAAUAGUGUCGAUUCCAAUGAAGGAAUGCAAAAAGCUCCUUCAAGAAUAUCAUUGAAAAGCGAUGCUACGGAUAGUGAAAUAUCACCACCAUUUAGGCCUAUUGUUGGUAGUGCUGGCAGUCCAACAAAUUCAAUUGCUCAACCGAUAAAUAUUCUUCGACCAAGUAGAGCUCUUAUAAAUCCUUUUGAUCCAUCACACGUUACUAUUAAACUCACGAGUAAUCGAAGACGAUGGACUCAUAUUUUUCCUAAAGGUCCAACUGGCGUUCUAAUUCAACAGCAUCAUUAUCAAGCUGUACCGGCUCAAACACGUUCUGAAAAACCAGGUGACACAACUUCAGUGCUGAGCAUCUCACCUGAGCAAAAUGGUGGUAAAAACUAUGCAAUGUCGAGAUCAACAUCUCAAACUGGAUUUCAAGAUCAUUCACAGACGAAAUCGCUAAAAAAUAUUGCGUCGCAGAAUAAUAUUGAUAAAGCUGGACAAACGGGAGGACAUUCUUCGAGCAAGAGUUUAACUCUAUUAUGGGGCGCUACUGGAGAACAAGAAUGGACUCCAGCUCUUACAACAGCAAUCAUAGGUGUUGAUUGGAAAUCGUUAACAAUUCCUGCUUGUUUACCAAUAACAACUGAUUAUUUUCCGGAUAAAAGAAGUUUACAAAAUGAUUAUGUUGUAUCGGAUUAUAAUUUAUUACCAGACGAUGUUAAUGCUGAUUUUGCACAGCAACGUGCAAUUUAUAAAAAACCUCUCACCACUGCCGAAGUUUUUAAGGAAUUAGUUUCUCAAAGAUUGGCACAGGGAUUUCAACACAUUAUUUUACCACCGAAUAAUAAAAAUCAAAUAACAACACCUGGAAGUAAUAAUGCACCACCUAUAAGUUCAGUUAUGAGGGGUCGACCAUCUGAAUCGGAGCCAAAAGAAGAAUAUCUGUUAAGUAUAGGAAGAAUAUUUCACAAAAUUUCCCUUUGUGGAAAUUGUAUAACUGUAACGAGAUACAGACCAAGACAUCCAUAUCCUCCUUUUAAUAUUCAUUAUCGUUAUCGAUUUCAUGCACCUCAUCAUGAUACUUACGAAGUAUCGUGGGUUUCUUUUACAACUGAAAAAUUAGAAAAUUACAAUUGGAAUUAUUUGGAUCAUUAUAUUUGCACACGAGGUGACACGGAUUUUUCUUUAGCUGAGGCACUUAAGUAUUGGAGAUUCAGAAUAUUUCUUCUACCAUUAAAUAAUCCAGCGACACGUAAACUUCUUGAAGGUUCACCUCGUUGUGAUAUUUACACUCCGCUUUCUCCAAGUGAGCAAGCCGCAUAUAUGGAUGGUUUUCUCCGAUUUAUCGAAGGAUGGUUAAAUAAAAUUAGACGACCAAAUUCAAAUAAAAAUUGGAGGGAUCGCAUACAGCGUGAUGUGUUUCAGAAUCCAUCAACUAUAGGUGGUGCUUUUACAAGAGAUCCUGCGUCUCAUUUGACUAGGCGAAGGCACAGCACGAGCCUGAUUUUUCUCACUAACCAUCAGACAAGCCUAGUUGGCAAUUCUCCAUUCAGAGAGAGACUUGGGAGCAAUCGACUUCCUGAAAAACCAAGACCAAGAUCAGGGUCAAAAGUGUUGGAUCGAGGUAGGAUUUCCCCUGCCAGUGAAGCAGUUUUACCCCUUUCUUUGGAACAACAACAGGAUCACUUGGACACAAACGAUGAAAGUAAUAAUGCUGAAGUGGCGAAACUAAAAAAUAAUGCUUCAAAUACCGAGAUUUUAGAAGCUUUAAAACAUCCCGUGAGUGGUGUGGGUUUUCUUACACAGCAUAAGGAUGCACUUCCGAGUCAAACUUUUGUGAGUGCAGAUGCAGUACAAUGGUUAAAUAAUCACAUUGACGGAGGAGUAACUGUUGAAAGUGCAAUAAACAUAAUGCAGAAUAUGAUAAACGAGAAGCUUAUAUGUCACGCGUCAGGAGAUUUUACGAAACCUUUUAUUUUGGGAUUUUAUUUGUAUCGUGUUGUACAGGAGAAAGAGAGUCAAAAAGGUUCCGACAAUUGUCUGCCUCUUGGAGAUUUACAAAGUUUUGAAAAUGAAUGGGUAGAGAUAGAAACUAGACCGCCAAAAGGAUGGUGCGAACGUACUGUACCAAUAAUACAUUCAAAUGUCUCAUCACCAAUAGCUAUUCCAAGCUGUGAUACUGUAGACGAAUCUAAUGUUCCAAUUUUUCUACGAGACGAAAUAGAAAUUUCAGAUUCGUCAGAUUGGAGAGUUCCUAUGUAUAAACAUACUCAUUUAGAUAUUGAUAUUCUAAAUAAUAUCACUAAAAGUGAUAGAAUUGAAUGGGGCCAUUUAAGAUAUCAAUCUGUUUUUAAAGCCGAUCAUUCUUAUGAAUUGGUUGUACAGUGGGUCGCAUCUUCUGGAAGUAUUGUCGCAGAUUUGAUAUUUCUGUGGCAACGUAAAGCACAAAUGUGUGGAUUGCAUAUGGUACCAAUUCCUAGUGAUUUAUUGGCUUUACCAUUUACUCUAAAAAGCGAUCCUCUAAGAGGUCCUAUUUUCAUACCUCUAAGUACAGAAUGUCUAAUGACGAAACGACGUUAUCUUUUUGAAGAAUUUCGAGAGGACACAUACACGCAAAGAUUGUUUCUUUUUCAAGAGGCAAUUUUACAGAGAUUUGGAUUUAUUCCAUGUAUAACAGAAGGUACUGAGAAUGAUCGUCAAUACGUUCAUGUAACGGGCAAUGCUUUUAUUUUGAUUCCAUCAACUACCGGCGCAAGACCGCGAACACGAACUGGAACUAAUGUUGUGAGACGAAAUACAGCUCAAAAACGAUAUCCAGUUCAUUCAGAUCAGCCAAGCCCUCAUGAAGCUUAUAUUACAAGACAUGUUAGUGGAAAAAGUAAUGACGAUUACAGUCCCGAUAGACGAUUGGGUUUUCUCUGGUCAUGGAAUCAUAUGGUUAGUCGAAAAUGGAAAUCAUUGUCAACAUCGUCAGGUGAUGAGUUAUUUCAAAAAAGAAUCAUUCAGGAUUUCAGGCAAUUUUGCUCAAAUAGUGAUAAUAGAUUAGAAAUGUUUUGGGAGUCAUGUUGGGAGUUAAAGGAAAAAUCCUGCAUCAAAAUAAAAGAAUAAUUUUUUUUUUUUUUUUUUUUUUUUUUUUUAGUUACAUUUCAAAGAUCAUUUUAUUUUUCUAUGAUUCGUGAUUUUAGAUUAAAUUAUUUUUUUUGAAAUAGAA